UUGUUCCUAAUUGAUUUUGGCCUGGCCAAGAAAUACAGAGACAACAGGACACGACAGCACAUACCCUAUAGAGAAGACAAAAACCUCACAGGCACAGCUCGAUAUGCCAGCAUCAACGCACAUCUGGGCAUCGAGCAGAGUCGUCGAGAUGACAUGGAGUCACUAGGAUACGUGCUGAUGUACUUCAACAGAACCAGCCUGCCGUGGCAAGGACUUAAGGCUGCCACAAAGAAACAGAAGUAUGAGAAGAUUAGUGAGAAAAAAAUGUCAACCCCGGUCGAGGUGUUAUGUAAGGGGUUCCCAGCAGAGUUUGCCAUGUACCUGAACUACUGUCGUGGUUUGCGGUUUGAAGAGGCACCUGACUACAUGUACCUGCGUCAGCUUUUCCGCAUUCUCUUCAGAACCCUCAACCACCAGUAUGACUACACAUUUGACUGGACCAUGCUGAAGCAGAAAGCAGCACAGCAAGCAGCCACCACAGGGGGACAGGGGCAACCGGUACAAACCCCCACAGGCAAGCAAACUGACAAACCCAAGAGUAACAUGAAAGGUUUCUAAGCAUUAAGACAAUGUAAUGAAGCAGAGCAGAGGUCGUAGCAGGAUUUGCCUUCCAAUCACACCCCGGCAUCUCGGAUCAAAUUCACCAGAACCUGGCAGGCACUGUGGGCAACCCUUUUCCUGUUAAAAAAAAAACUUUUGUUCCAUAUACUAUAUAUGUAAUCGAUAUAUAUUGAAAAUAUGCUCUGCAUAUAUCUAUAUAUUGGUAUGUAUAUACUAUAUCCACACAGAGAGCAGGCUUGGUUUGGAGUUGGAAGCUGUAGCCUUUUCUAUAGUCCUGUCACUUAAGACUUUUUGCCCCUCCUUCUUUGAAACUGAAAACUGUAGAAAAUUGUUGACGCGCUUUGGAUGUAAUUGUGCACAUGCCAAUAUUUUCCAGAGUUUUCUCCUUAAGGAUAGCUGUUCGGGGUCCUCUUCCCCAGAUCUUGGUUUCCCAUCAGACCAGUUUUGGCCCCUUUUCCCUUUUCAUCCUCCUUUCGUCAAAGAGCGUGGCAUAAUCCCAGACACUCUUCUGUCAGACUGGAGACAUCUGAGACACUUUUUUUGUCCUUCAAACCCCCCCCCCCCCUCCUCAAACAGUGAGACAUCUAUGAUUAAAUCUGUUAAUGUUUUAAAUGUAUCCAAAUAAUUAAAAGGCGAACUUUGGAUUUCUUUUUUUUUUUUUCUAAAAAGGUAAUUGUUCUGCCUGCUGAUAUGUGCUACAGAGCUUCUAAUGUGAAGAUUAAAAAAACAUUCUAGUGACUACUAGGUUUCUCUUUAGAACACUGCAUUAACUAUAUUGUACUUGGUAUUCUGAAGUCUUCUGAAAAAAUAUAUAAGAAUAAACUUCACAAAAGAAUAUUCAUUACAAAUGAGGCAUCACUCAAAUAAACCUUUGUUAAUUGCUUAGAUGGAAAUUGUAUGCAUCAAUGAUCUGCAUUUUAUUUUUCUCUUUUGAAAAAUGUUCAUAUUGAUUGAGAAAGUAACCAUUCAUAAGAUGAAUUGCUAUGAUAGCCUCCAUGUUCUGUUUUGAGAGAAAAAUGUGCUCACUCCACCCUUCCCAUUACCAUUUUUAUACGCAUAUAUCUUUUUUUUUUUUUUUUUUUUUUAAUCAGAAAAAAGUUGUACUUUUUCAGUUUUAUAGAGGUGUCUUUCCCUGUAUAGAAUCGAUAAUAUGGGGGAAAGGAUUUGUGUUGUUGCUUCUUGCUGUGGUGAAGCAGAUCCUCAUGUAAAAUAUCUCUGGGACUUACUCUCUGCAACAUUUUUUCGCGGCUGUUUAGUAGCGGCCUCUUGCUCAUUGUUUCCUUUUUUUUUCAUUGCAAAGAAAGUGUUGGAGGGUUUCUUUUCUAUAUAGUUUUGGUUCUUGUGAGGCAAGAGCAGUUUGAUUCAUUUUAUUUUUUUCCUCAGUCUUUAGCAACAACAAAUGCACUCCAGUAACCUGGCUUUUUUCCCCCAUUACCUCCAAACUGUCCCUCAGAACCAGCUUAAAGUAUUUUACAGCUGAACAUUCUAUAAAAAGUGUAAUUUAUUCCCUUUUUAGCAUGUCAGAAUAAAUUAAAAUGACUUCUCAGAACUACUGUCCCAGUCUCAGUAAUUUUAUGAGAAGUAGUCCCCUUCCCCCCCUUCUGUUUGUUCAGGUAUCAUUCUCUAGUCUGCACAUUUGUUAACAACCACAACCAGGCAUUAGCCUUUUUUAUUUUUGACACUGAAAAUGAAAUGCUUUAAAGAUUGAGAAGGCAUAAUGCUUUGUUCUCUAAAAUAGUAAGCUUUGAAUGAUUUUGUUUCAAGUGUUGAAUGGGACACCUGGAAAAGAUCUAAAAGGUAUUGCUGUAUUUCCAGGACAGCAGGUCCUGUGCAAUUCUUGUGGGGGUGGUGGGUAGUUCUAGGUGCUAGUGGUGGUUUCAAUUUCCAGGAUUCUGUAAAUAUUAAAAUGGCUUUAAAUGGCAGGUGUGGAAAUUGGUUAAUCAUUGACAAAUUAACAUGUAGGAGAUAGGGAGCAUAAAAACAGUUUAAUUUGCAUGUUUUUCCUGAUUCACAGCUAAAUAUUCUGCAUUGAAUAAUUAAUGCUUUUAUGGGUUGCUAAUAAUUGAGAAUAUAGAGCACUGCUGCUUGACAAAAAGGGCAGCAUUGUCAGACACUUGCAGUUUCUUAAUGAGUCAUCUGUAAGUGUUUGAAAUAAAAGGGUAAAGUCAUAGCUUGUCUGUUCAUAGGAAAUUCCAGGAAUGAUUACGUGGUUUCAAACCGGCCCAGAAUACGUUGAGACAGGGUUUUCAAAAAUUUAGUAACUGAAGAAAGAAGAAAAAAAGCAGCAUUUUGAAUGAAGCAAUGACAUUAUUACACCUAUGCAAGGUCAGCUAUUAAUGAAAGGUCUCACAAAAGUGUUGCUUAGAAAAUAUAGCUGCUUCUAUCCCAUGGUUGGCUUUGAAUCUGGAGAAAGAUUGCUAAACCCUUUUUCUAUUGAUUCGAUGGGUGUACCCGAGUUUGAGACACUUCAGGGGACUGUAGAGA
Xyrauchen texanus (razorback sucker) is the source of this 3045-nucleotide messenger RNA. RefSeq names its product casein kinase I-like. Gene Ontology annotation, biological process: negative regulation of canonical Wnt signaling pathway; peptidyl-serine phosphorylation; signal transduction. The record is from RefSeq and is a predicted model, not a curated record. Lineage: Eukaryota; Metazoa; Chordata; Actinopteri; Cypriniformes; Catostomidae. Gene Ontology annotation, cellular component: cytoplasm; nucleus. Gene Ontology annotation, molecular function: ATP binding; protein serine/threonine kinase activity. The transcript has 6 exons. The annotation marks the transcript as partial.